AUGGCCCGGAGGUGCGCUUUCGGCACGGACGUCGACCCGUUUUACGGCGUCGGCCGCUUGGCCGUUCGGCUGACGCGCACGUGCCGAAAGGUGAUCGCCGUGGACAUCGACCCGGCCAAAAUACGGUUGGCCCGCCAGAAGGCCGCGGAGCUCGGAGUCGCCCACCGGAUCGAGUUUCGAGUCGGCGACAGCUUCGCGGCACUAUCCGGAGUGACGGCCGACGCGGUGAUCACUUCGCCACCGUGGACGGCCCCGGCGUGGGAUCGAAACCGGCGGUUCAGUGCCGAGGAUUUGUACAGCCGCCAGAAGGGCGGACUAGCCGGCAUUCUUGAUUUGGCGCGUGAGAUCGCCCCCGUCGUCGUUCUAACACGUGUCCAAAACCAUCCACAUGUCUCAGACUGUGGAUGUGUCGAGAGACCAUGGUUUUGGGCGCGUGGAAAUCGAACACAUCGUUGUUGA
Molecule: messenger RNA, 459 nt
Organism: Sipha flava (yellow sugarcane aphid)
Lineage: Eukaryota; Metazoa; Arthropoda; Insecta; Hemiptera; Aphididae
Product: trimethylguanosine synthase-like
Exons: 1
Coding region: 1-459 (152 amino acids)
Biological process (GO): 7-methylguanosine cap hypermethylation; 7-methylguanosine RNA capping
Cellular component (GO): nucleus
Molecular function (GO): RNA cap trimethylguanosine synthase activity
Source: RefSeq, a predicted model, not a curated record